AUGGAAUCUCUGAUCAGAAAGCUCAACAAAUGGCAUGAGCUGAAGAAAGAGCACCUCCUCCUGCUACACGAGAGAAGGCAGAGAGAGGUGGAAAGGGCUGUUGGGGAGGCAAAGAAGACGAGGAACAUCAAAGCGCUUCUUCGGAUAUUGGCUACAGAUGCAGACAAAUGCAAGGGACUCAAGGAGUUUCUUGAUGAAGAGUUCAAGAGGAGUAUAUCGUUCAAUAGCAAGGAGAGGAUAAGCAUGAUUGUUGAGUGCAUGCGCAUCUUGGGCUUGGAAUGCGAAAACUACAGGUUGAUGUUGAUAGAUCACCUUGAAAAUGUUUGUUCAAGGGUCUCGAAGGCCUGUGUUGCAGCGAGGAUUAAGAGUCUUGGAGAGCUUAGGGAAUAUGAUAUGACAAACGGUCUGAAGAUCCACGAGUACAUUGAAAGGAGGAUCGAUGGGGAGAUUGACAGGUAUAUGGAGAGGAUCCCUGUGGGGAAUCCAAGGGAACUGGAUGGGUGGCUGAACGAGAUGGUUGAUGUGUGCAAGUACAGACCAAAGGUUGUGGAAACAUAUGGAGACCUGGAGAUCAAGUACUUUUCCAUGUGUCUUGGGAUUGUCAUGCUGAAUGAUAGAGUAAGUGCUGUAGAAGAUGUUGUAUACCUGGUCAACAAGAUUCACCGUCGAAGCAGUGCUGUCGGGGUUUGCAUAGACAAUGAGAUGAUGGGAAAGCUGAAGGAGUAUGAAAUGCUAGAAGAAGGUGAGAUCAAAGCAUUGUUUCAAAAGUAG
Molecule: messenger RNA, 771 nt
Organism: Encephalitozoon cuniculi GB-M1
Lineage: Eukaryota; Fungi; Microsporidia; Unikaryonidae
Exons: 1
Coding region: 1-771 (256 amino acids)
Source: RefSeq, marked provisional